GGCUUCUGGAAGCUCUGAGUGCAGGGAAUCUCUGGGGACUGUGGACAGCUGCCCAAAAGAGAACCAACAACUUCCUGUGGUGGCUACAUGGUAGUGUGGGCUUUGGAUAUCCAGAAGGGAUGUCUGCAAGAUGCCAGUAUGGACAAAAUAGCUUGUGAUGCUUAUCCCCACCCACCACUUCUGAGAUAUUGAGCAGAAACCAGAAUACCUCCAGCCAGAAAAGUGCAUCCCACCUCCCUACCCCGGCCGUGCGGGAACCAUGUGGUUUAUCCGGGAUGGCUGUGGCAUUGCCUGUGCUGUUGUCAUCUGGCUUCUGGUUCUCUAUGCAGAGUUUGUGGUCCUCUUUGUCAUGCUGAUUCCAUCCCAAGACUACGUGUACAGCAUCAUCAAUGGGAUUGUGUUCAACCUGCUGGCCUUCUUGGCCCUGGCCUCCCACUGCUGGGCCAUGCUGAUGGACCCCGGGGCAGUGCCCAAAGGAAAUGCCAAUAAAGAGUUCAUCGAGAGCCUUCAGCUGAAGCCCGGACAGGUGGUAUACAAGUGCCCCAAGUACUGCAGCAUCAAGCCUGAUCGAGCCCACCACUGCAGUGUUUGCAAGUGGUGCAUUUGCAAGAUGGACCACCACUGUCCCUGGGUCAACAACUGUGUUGGUGAGAAGAACCAGAAGUACUUCGUCCUGUUUACAAUGUACAUAGCUCUCAUGUCCUUGCACGCCCUCAUCAUGAUGGGAUUCCACUUCCUGCAUUGCUUUGAAGAAGACUGGACAAAAUGCAGCUCUUUCUCUCCACCUACCACGGUCAUCCUGCUCAUCCUGCUGUGCUUUGAGGCACUGCUCUUCCUCAUAUUCACAUCAGUGAUGUUCGGGACCCAGGUGCACUCCAUCUGCAUGGACGAGAUGGGAAUAGAACAAUUGAAAAAGGAAGAGAGAAGAUGGGCUAAAAAAACAAAGUGGAUGAACAUGAAAGCCGUUUUUUGCCACCCCUUCUCUCUAGGCUGGACCAGCCUCUUUGCCACACCUGACCAGGGGAAGACAGACCCAUACCAGUAUGUGGUCUGAAGGACCCUGACCAGCAUUGCCACUCAGACACCACAGCACAGCACAGCACGACCCCAUCCGCUCAGGAAUGUUUAAACCGAAAGAAAAACAAAACAACUACUUUUUUAUGAUUCCAGUAAAAUGGCUGAGCAUUGCAGAGAA
Jaculus jaculus (lesser Egyptian jerboa) is the source of this 1195-nucleotide messenger RNA. Its product is annotated as palmitoyltransferase ZDHHC3-like. The transcript has a single exon. Gene Ontology annotation, cellular component: endoplasmic reticulum; Golgi apparatus. The coding region runs from base 260 to 1054 and encodes 264 amino acids. Gene Ontology annotation, biological process: protein targeting to membrane; peptidyl-L-cysteine S-palmitoylation. Gene Ontology annotation, molecular function: protein-cysteine S-palmitoyltransferase activity. NCBI's taxonomy places the organism in Eukaryota, Metazoa, Chordata, Mammalia, Rodentia, Dipodidae. The record is from RefSeq and is a predicted model, not a curated record.